AUGAGGGCCAGCAAGCCCAUCUUGCUCGCAAAUGCGCAGCUCCGCAUCAAGCUCGCUUGGUUUGAGAUCGGAAGCGGCGCUCUUCUUCCUUUCCGCACCGGCUACCUGCGGCCCGCAAAUUGGCAUUUGGCACUGCAGCUCUUCAUGCUUUCCCCGCAUUUUGCAAGCGUCGCUCAGUCAGACUACGUCGGUUCGGAAUUUGACAAUGUUACGUCGCAGGCAAGUUGCGUAUCCAAAAUGAGGAUGUCGACCAAAGUGGAGGCGCCACCGCAUGCAGAGUGA
Messenger RNA from Moesziomyces aphidis, 282 nucleotides. NCBI's taxonomy places the organism in Eukaryota, Fungi, Basidiomycota, Ustilaginomycetes, Ustilaginales, Ustilaginaceae. The record is from the annotation of a GenBank genome assembly.